UGGACUACCCUGUUUUUGAGAACUAAUUUCCACACCAAAUCCUUAAAUUUUCCCAAUUUCUUAUUAUACGGUUAUGUUUAAGCAUGUUAUUAUUAUUUAUUUUAUAUUUUGCUUAUGUUUUAAAGUUUAAUGUAAAAGAUAUAUAUAGAAAUCCCAUCAAAUUAUUAUUUUUUUUUUUUUAAAUAAAAAUCGGAAUGAUCUUGUAAGCUUCACAAUUUUCGAAAAGGGGGUAAUUCAAAGCUUAUUAUCUCCCUUGUAUACCUAGAAAGUGGCCAUGAAAUUUUUACACAUUGUAAAGGACAUCCUGAUGUUGCUUCAUGAAAAAAGAACAAAGAUUCAUUGACGAGUUAUUUUUGGCCACAUCGUCCCGAAUGUCCUUAAAACUGCUAUGAAAUAAACAUUAUAUUCAUUGUAAACAAAUUGAAUAUUCAAAUUACAAAUUGCACGCUAGUCGUGUAUUGUUGGCAACCAAAAAUUGAAACACGAAUAUCUAUUGAAGCAACCAAAUAACAAAAUGGUGGCGCUUAUCUUGAUCACGCAAAUUUUAGUGAACGUAUGUAGAGAUGAUUUCUUUUUAUUUUGCUGAUUUUGACUUUUUUCCUUUUACAUACGUGUUACCUUUAGAGCCUCGCUUCGCGGACGGGCCUAAUUUCCCAUUUAGUCAGCAACUGUAUCCCGGCUGUCAUCGCCAUGUUCACAAAAUGUUGAUUCCAAUUAAUAUAACGUACAUACUUAUAUACAACCUGCUGUAGCGAUAUAGUACCGACUGCUUACCGAGGAUAUCCUUAUAAACAAUCAAAUGUUUUCAUAUUUUGAAAUAUACAUUUCCGGUUGUACUUGUUUUGUUUUUAUUUCUGCACAAUAAUUUUACUUCAUUAGAUAAUUCACAUCGAAAAUCCGGAAACAAAUCACGUUUUCAAGUUGUUUGACUAUUACAUGUACUUAUUGUAAUUUUCCUGAUCGCAUUAUGUAUAAACUAUCACUAAGUGAUGCAUAUCAUAUCUUAAUGAUAAGUUAGGAAUAAAUGUCAUAACAUUAUUUGCUAAGGUAAAUAGGAAUAUGCACAUACUGCUCAUCAAUUUCCUAUUUUGUUUGGAUUUCGGAACAGGGGUGCUUGGAAAAUGGUGCAAAGAAAAUCAAAAUCACAUUUGCUGUUCAAAUUACUUUCUCAACCUUACAACCAAUCAGUGUCAAAUAUGUCCAGACGGAUCUUUUGAUGUGAACUGUUCUAAGACGUGUUACCCUGGAUUAUACGGACAGCAAUGUAGCUAUGCUUGUCCAUCGGAAUGUCAGACCACAUGUGAUCGUGUCACGGGAGACUGUACAGGCGCUUCUCUAGAAACAUCAACGUCUUUACAUCAACAAAAUAUGACAACAGAAAAUAUGAUACAAGCCGACGAAGAAACAGUAUCAUCUUUAUCUGAAUUGAAUUUAUCAUCAUCAGACAAUUUUACAAGGUCAGCUGAUGUUGAAAAUUCCAGAAAACAGAUGUCGAAAUUGAAUACAAUUAUCUUCAUCAUGGUCGGUGGAGGGUUGGUAGUUAUUGUUUUACUGAUCAUACUGACUGUCAACGUUGUCAUAUUCUGCAAACAACAUACGAAAUCAAACUACAACGAUGGCAGAACAGAACAAAAACCAGUUGAGCCCCAUUAUCAAACUAUAGAGGAAUCUAAUAUGGUUCUAGGUGUUUCAGUGUUGACCUCGGAGGAUAAUUGAGACAUGUUCUGUAUCAAUGGAAAACGUCUGUCUUAUAUGUUUUCUUAUGCAUUUGGAUUUUCCAACUAAUACUUUUCAUACGACAUUUGGUACCCUGCAGCUGAUCAUACACCAAAUAUCUGAAGAUUCAGACAUUAAACGAUAUAUUGUUUUACACAAAGAUGUUGUAUUCACUACUGAACGGAAAAUGUACUGAUAAAGUCAUGUUUUGCUGAUAUUUGCUGAUACUUACUGUUAUCGUGCUGUUGGUGCCAAUAAGUUCUGAUAAUUACUGAUAUUUUAUUGGUGGUACUAAUCAUUUCUGUUGGUGCUGAAAAUUACUUUAUAUUUACUGUGGUCGAUACUGUGGGUUUUGAUAUUCACUGACAAAUGCUGCAGUACUGGCGGUACUGCGAAGUGUUGAUAAAUAAUGUGGUUAUCGCUGGCCUUGCAGGAGGUGUGGAAAUGUACCGCAGGCUAAAUACACAUGAUGAAGGUGGUGCUUUUAAAUUUUUUUUUAAAAUCCCGGAUAUGUAAACAGUUUUUUCAGCUUAUUGAGACGAUUGCAACGAUACCAAACACAAUAUAUGUUGAUGUUCAUUUUAAUCGCCGUCUUUAAUUUCUUCAAUAUUCUUAACUUCACUGUUUGAUAAUAGUAAUAAUAAUGAGAAAUAAGGUAAUUCAUGUUUUGAAUGUGAAUUAGUAUACAGUAUAUAAACACCAUUCUACAUUAAUAUAUAUAUAUUCAAUAAUUACAGAUGUGCUCUCUCUAUCUCCCUGAUCUCGCUCUCCGACCAAGCCUACUAAAUGAGGACGUCCUCACAAUACAUAGAGGAGAAUAUACACAUAUAUUAUAUAUUAUUCUAAAGGUAAAAAGUACUAUAUUAGCUAUAGCUAUAGGGGUACCUAUAACAGUUUAUUUAAUACUCUCUUUCGAAUUAUGAAAAAGGGGGUUUUGAGAGAGAAUAUUAGUAAGGACAUGUCCUCACACCACUUGUCCUCACUAAGCUAAUAUUUUCGUAUCUACAUCUUUCACAUGUUGUAGGUCACAUUUAUGAGAAAGUAAUUGUGAGGUCAUUUUUGAUGUCCUCUUGGUGCAAUUCUGUCCUCACAACUGCUGUCCAAUGGUUGAAACUUGUCCUCAUUUUACACGUUUUACUGGUCUCUCUCUCUCUCUCUCUCUCUCUCUCUCUCUCUCUCUCUCUCUCUCAUGCGAUGUUAUAGAUCAAACUUAAAAACUAUGUAGACCUAUAUUUAUUUUUAAAAUUCAGGAGUUGGUCUGCUGUCCUUCCAAACAGGUAUAUCAAAUAAAUAUCCGACUCUCAUAGUAUGUAUUAUGCCCCACCUCAGUUUUGUGCUAAUGAACAUAUAUAUAUGCAUGUAUUAUUUAUAUAUCUGUACCCUUGAAAACAUUGUUUAUAUACUUACAGAAUUUUUAUGUAGCUAAUUUAACAUUGUGAAUGGUUUAUGCGAAUAAAUAAAAUGGAGCA
This is a messenger RNA of Ostrea edulis (European flat oyster), 3185 nucleotides long. RefSeq lists its product as uncharacterized. The record is from RefSeq and is a predicted model, not a curated record. The transcript is spliced from 3 exons. The coding region runs from base 1060 to 1716 and encodes 218 amino acids. Lineage: Eukaryota; Metazoa; Mollusca; Bivalvia; Ostreida; Ostreidae.